Molecule: messenger RNA, 1599 nt
Organism: Trichoderma reesei QM6a
Lineage: Eukaryota; Fungi; Ascomycota; Sordariomycetes; Hypocreales; Hypocreaceae
Product: threonine synthase-like protein
Exons: 4
Coding region: 1-1599 (532 amino acids)
Biological process (GO): L-threonine biosynthetic process
Molecular function (GO): threonine synthase activity
Source: RefSeq, a predicted model, not a curated record
AUGGAGCCAAAUGGCACGCCCGAUGAAAAUGCGUCGUAUCGAUACCUGAGCACUCGCGGAGAGGAUACUGGAUUCUCAUUUGAGGAAGUCGUCCUAAACAGCGUCGCCCCUGAUGGUGGCCUAUACAUCCCUGAAGAAAUCCCACGUGCUACUGCGUGGGAAUCGUGGAGAAACCUCACGUUCCCAGAGCUUGCCUUCGAGAUCAUGUCACUCUACAUUUCCCCUUCCGAAAUCCCUCCCGCCGACCUCAGAGACAUCAUUGCGCGCAGCUAUUCCACGUUUCGAUCCCCAGAGAUAACGCCCUUAGUCCGUCUCAGAGAGAAGCACCAUCUCCUUGAGCUGUUCCAUGGCCCUACAUUUGCCUCCAAGGACAUUGCUUCGCAGUUCUUGGGCAACCUGCUCGAGUAUUUCCUCAUCAGGAAGAACGAGAGCAAAACAAGCACCGCAGCAGAUCGACAUCAUCUCACCUUUGUUGGUGCCACCAGAGGUGAUGCCGGCUCCGCUGCCAUGUACGGCCUGAGAGGCAAGAGAGACAUCUCCGUCGUUGUCAUGUUCCCUGAAGGACAGAUUGCCCCUGUUCAAGAAGCUCAGAUCACGACAGUGCCGGACGAGAAUAUCUCUAGUUUGGCCGUCGAUGGCACCUUUGAGGACUGUCAGAAUAUCUUGCGCAGCCUACGCGCCGAUAGGCAAGCCAACGAAGAUUUUGACCUUGUCAGCUCGAGGAACUGGGCUCAGAUCCUGGCCCAGAUAGUGCUCUACUUCUACUCGUAUUUUGCCCUUACCAAGCAGUCUGCGUCCUUCAAGCUCGGCGACAAGAUCCGAUUUGUGGUUCCAACUGGCAAAUUCGGUAGCAUCCUCGCCGGAUAUUUCGCAUUACAUAUGGGCCUGCCAAUCGAGAAGCUCGUCAUUGCCACCAACGAAAAUGACAUCCUCGAUCGCUUCUGGAGGACGGGACGGUAUGAGAAGCAGCGCCCCGGCCGUGUUGGGCCCUCUGGCGCCGUGCUUGGAUCCGGCCUCAGAAAGACUCUCAGUCCUGCGAUGGAUGUCCUGACAUCCCACAACUUUGAGCGUCUUCUGUGGUUCCUCGCCUGCGAGUUUGCGUCGAGCGCCGGCAUGGACCAUUAUUGGAACCAGAGACAAGCGAGCCAGGAAGUAUGUAAGUGGUUCCGAGAACUCGACGAAAAGGGGUCGUUUGGCCCAGUAUACCGCGACGUCAUCAGGUGUGCGAGGCGGGAAUUCGAGAGCGAACGAAUCACAGAUGAGCAAACCCUCGACACUAUCAGAGCUUUCUAUCGACAUUCAGGAUACGUACUGGAUCCUCAUUCUGCCGUCGGCGCUGCCGCGACAGUACGGUCAAUCUACCGCACUCGCGGCGUUAUCCAUCACAUUUCGUUCUCGACAGCUCACCCGGCCAAGUUCUCCGAUACGAUAGUCAGGGCGCUUCAGGGCGAAGAGGGUUUCAGCGUGGAGGACAAGGUGCUAGCUGCAGAAUUUGCCGAUCUCGAGAAGAGGGAGAAGAAGGUGACUCCGAUGGAGAAUGAUUGGCAAAAAGUUCGAGAGUACAUCAGGGCCCGGAGAGGACACGGCGGCAUCGCAUGA